UAUCAAGCAAACGAUUCCAACUGCCUCGGUAUCUGCACUAAAAGAUUGCCACUGUGCCGGAAGCCAGCAUGUCGAGCAUGCAAUCCGUCGUCCACGCCCUAGGGCCCAUGCUUCACAACUUGUUGCAGGGCGAAGAACAUAUCCGAAAACCUGCCGAAUCGGAGCUCCAACAAUACGUCACGCAUGCGACAUAUCAAACUUUCCACGGUCUCGCCCUCAUCGCCCAAGGCGCCGGAGCUUACCCAACAGGAUCCCGAACCCUAGCUCUCCUCUUGCUCAGACGUCAACCGUUCAUCAGCGUGACCCCGAUCAACCCUAACGACCCGCCUACAUACUUUCCCUUCGACGCUCUGGUGGAUGAACAGGUGGAUGAGAUCUUCAAGUGUCUGAUCGGGUGUUUGGAGACGGAGCUGGAUGGGAGGAUUAGGAAGGGGUUGGCGGAUACGGUCGGCAAGUGGAUGGAAGAGUGGACGAGUCGAGGCAGAGACGUCCCAGCUCUCCUCCCCGUGCUACUAAGACUAGCAACCUCGACCUCCCCGCUGCACCGUCUCUCAGUCUACCAACUCAUCAUCCACCACCCCUCCAUCCUCUUUACCCUCUCGUUCAGCACCUCGACCUCGCAAGAAGCCAUCCCGCUCAAAUCGGGGGACGUAGCACAGUUGCUCGCACGGGGUAUGGAGGAUGAUUUCGUCGAUGUCAGGUUGGCGGCUGUCAAGGCUCUUCAGGGGGUCUUGGAGGGGGAACAUAUGGAGGAUGAAGGGAGGGAUGAGGUGGGGAGUGAUUUGAUCGGCAAGGCUUGUCAUGUCCUGACGACCCUCAACGUCGACAAGUUCUCCAUCGCCUCGACUCCAUUGACGUCGAUCCUCUCGACAUACCCAAACCUCUUCGAACCUCACCUUGAGAACCUCUACAAAUACCUCCUCUCCCUCUGCCUUCCUCCCCCUGAUAAAUCCUCCCACCUGCCGCUCUUACUACAACCUUCUACCUAUACGUCCAUCUCCCCGGUACAAAGCGGCGGAGAGGCCUCAUCAGAUGCAGAAGCGGACGAGGAGAGGUAUUCAGCUGCCUUGGAGUUCUUGUUGACGUUGAUAGAGACCGCGGAUUAUAUACCGUUGAGGGCGUUGUUGAACGAGGACAAGGGAGCGAUGGUGAAGAUGCUCUUGGGGAGGAUGUAUGUGGCGCUGGGGUCGCAAGAGGACGAGGAGGAUAAUCUGGCAGAGUGGUUGAAGGCGGAUGAUCUCGAUGAGAUCAACGAAGAUUAUCCGAACGAGCCCGAGGACGCCUUGUUGAGACUGUUCGACGCUAUUCCCCAAAGCUUCCGACGGAAAGACAAGGCGUCUACAUUGAUCUUGGAGCCGAUUCAGCAGCUGUUGCAGUUGAGCGAGUGGAGAGGACGACAUACGGGUCUGAUGGCCAUAUCUGCCGUCAUGUCGAGCGUCAUGGAGGACGAAGAGGACAAGGAAAAGACGUGCCAGGAGAUCUUGGCCAUGCUGCAAUCUUGCAUCGCGGACUCACAACCUCGAGUAAGGUAUGCCGUCAUCUAUACGAUCGGGCAGAUGGCCUUGGCAUUCGAGGAGGAAGACUUUCCCGAGUCGGCAGCUGAUGCUAGUCUGCGAGCUCUUUCCUUGGGAUUCUCUUACCCAGAACCGCGUGUUCAGUGUCAAAGCGCGCUGAGUCUUGUCAACUUGACCGAGGUCACCUCCAGCGCAGUCAACCCGGCUCAUGUACAGGCGUUGGUGCCGAGAAUGGUCGCCUUGAUACAAUCUGGCCCGAAAUUCGUACAAGAGGAAUGCACGACGGCUUUGGCUUAUCUGGCUCUCAUCGCCGAGGGUAGUUUCGCACCAUAUACCGCCGACAUCAUGGAGAUGCUACUGCAUAUCCUCCGGACAGCAUCGGGAGAGGAGUAUCGUCUGCUUCGCUGCAGAGCGUUCGAGGCAUCGGGUAUCAUCGCGGUAGCAGUGGGCAAGGCGGCGGUGAUCCGACACCUCGAUGCGGUUGCCAAGGAGUUGAUGAAAGCACAAGCGGAAGUCUCCCCGGACGAUGAUUUCCAGGCCAGCUACAUCGCGCAAACAUGGUCCAAGGUGGCUCGAGUCAUGGGUUCCGACUUCUCGCCAUACGUGGGCUAUGUAAUUCCAGAUCUCUUGAAAAAGGCAAGCGUCCGACCCACAAUACAACCCCUAGAGAGCGACGGGACGGAGGAUGAGGUUAAUCUACCGCCCGGCAUGGAUGUGAUCAAUUUCCAUGAGACUUCACGAAUAGCUAUCGAUUCGAAGGCGAUGGAGGAGAAGGGUUUGGCGUUCGAAGCCUUGCCAGAGUACUUAUCCACGCUGGAUGCAAUUACGUUUGCGCCUUAUCUCGAUCAAGCCCUCGUCGUAACGCUGGAGACGGUCGAUUUUAUGUGGGACCCGAACGCCAGAACAAACGCCAUCUCCGCCCUUCCGCAUCUUUUGCAACACGCAAAAACACUUCAGCAACCCGACAAAAUCGCUCCCAUCUUCACCGCCCUGAAUUCGGCAAUCUUGCGUGAAACCGACACGGAAUAUCUCUCAACGCUUUACGCAAGCUACGAGAAAUGUCUCGGCGUCCUGGCUUCGCCGUUACCACCGGAUGUGCGCAAGCUUUUUGAAGACGCUACCGAGUUCCAGCUGUCUGGAUUCGAAGAGAUCCGCAAACUACGCUGCCAGGUCGACCACUAUUCGACAUCAGAUAGGCGGCUAGAGUGUGAGACGCAAAGCGAGGAGAAUGAAGCGCUGACGGCGAUCAGUCGGGCGCUCAAAAAGAUCGACUCGAAACAUCGCCUAUUCAACUUGCUUGGCGUAGCUCGAUCUUACAAGCUCAGCAAGCAGGGCCGGGGAGAGGAAGACGUUUGAUUAGACAUGAUUGCAUAUAGAGACAGACAGGAUAUGCUGCGGAGACUUUUUGUAUCGUUAAGAUCAUACAAUAUGCGCAUGGCCGAUCAUAAUCAUGAACCCGGAGACGGCGACGUUUUGAAGU
This is a messenger RNA of Filobasidium floriforme, 2994 nucleotides long. RefSeq names its product armadillo-type protein. Gene Ontology annotation, cellular component: nucleus; cytoplasm. Lineage: Eukaryota; Fungi; Basidiomycota; Tremellomycetes; Filobasidiales; Filobasidiaceae. Gene Ontology annotation, molecular function: nuclear import signal receptor activity; protein binding. Gene Ontology annotation, biological process: protein import into nucleus. The transcript is spliced from 17 exons. The record is from RefSeq and is a predicted model, not a curated record. Bases 69 to 2870 code for a protein of 933 amino acids.